GAUUACUGAUGAACCAACCCUUACUUUGAAGUAGACUAUGGGGCAAAGGAACGAACUGUUUCGUUAAACGGGACUAGUGCAGGCUGCAAACGAUAACAAUUUCUGAUUUCAAACUCAGUAUCCGUAAUCAGGUGACACACAGACAUGCAUUCACCUUGUUUACGGAGGAAAGUGCUUGAACCUGUCAGAUAUCCUCUUCUGGCACACAAAGAGACGAGCUGACGUGCUAACCUAGCACACUUUUGCAUAACAAUAUAGGCAAAAGGCUACGCGUUGACACUGACACACAUCUGCCGCUGCGUGUGUUCUCACACUUUUACUUCGUCCAAUGAUUAAUUUGCUCAAGAUUAUCUUCAAAAGUUAACUUGUCUGUUAGAAGCGAUAUCGGACGCUACACUCCUAGUUCUGGGUGCUGUAGCCUAUGUGCAGCUGAAUACAUAACGCCUUUACACUCGCGCAAACUCAGUAGAGGCACGUUUCGCACAUGCUUUUGACCUUUUUAUGCCACACUUCAUUGUCACUGUAAAUCCAAAACUAAUUUGAUUUAAAAAAUAAUGUACAUAAUUCAUGCACGUACCCAACCAAUUUACAUUGGACGAUUUUUUUUAGUUAUUGCGUUUUAGAUUAUGUAAUCUAAAACCCCAGGACGUAUCAUAGCCUACUAAACCGUAUUUUAUAAUUAAUCAUUCAUUUGAGGCGGUUGUAGAAAACCCGCACCGACCUGGCGGACGGCGCAACCACGUUCUGAUCUCAGGGCAACAAAACCACGUGACCCUCUACUGUCGCGACCGUAGACGACGGUCAGCACCAAUUACAUAAUCAAUGUUGUGCCAUCUGCAACAUGCCAGCGGUGUUUAGCAUCGGUCGAUAUCUGUACGAGUGACUGGUGCGUAAUUUCUGCUGUGUAGUGACAGUCGACGUCGGACAUCGAUGGGGAGCCAAUCCAAAAGCUGUCGUUGCAUCGCCCAGGCACGAAUCAAUCGAUCCGCAGCAGCAACAACAACAACGCUUCAUUGAAUCGAAUAGGCGCCGAUCACUAUGGCUCUUGGAUGUGUUUAUCACUGUGGCAUCGUGAGCAUCGGGUUUUAACCACAUGGCAUCGGUAGCUCGAGGGUUCUGGUGUUCCUUGGUGUACCACCCUCAUUUUAAAUUAAAUGGGGGAGAGGACAAGAUGAGAACGACGGCGACGGCGGAGGAAGGGCGUUCGCUGACGUUCAUGUCUGCCAGACGGUGCUCCGGUGUGUCUAGCCCAGGCGGGGGAGCCGUGUCCCCCGGCCCCGUGUCGGUCGGGGGGACGCCGGGGUUCGGACACCGGGAGCUGUUCGAAGCUUGUCGGAACGGCGACCUGGAGCGCGUGAGGAAACUAGUCACGCAGGAGAACGUAAACAGUCGCGACACCGCCGGGAGGAAAUCCACGCCGCUGCAUUUCGCCGCAGGGUUUGGCCGCAGGGAGGUGGUCCACUUCCUGCUCCUGACCGGAGCUGACGUCCACGCCAGGGACGACGGCGGCCUCAUCUCCCUCCACAACGCCUGCUCCUUCGGGCAUGCAGAAGUGGUGACUCUGUUGCUCCACCACGGGGCGGACGCAAACUCCAGAGACAACUGGAGCUACACUCCUCUCCAUGAAGCCGCCAUCAAGGGGAAGAUAGACGUCUGCAUUGUUCUGCUGCAGCAUGGGGCUGAGCCGGCCGUCAGGAACACCGAUGGCAGAACCGCUCUGGAUCUGGCAGAACCGUCAGCUAAAGCAGUGCUGACCGGAGAUUACAGGAAAGACGAGCUUCUGGAAUGUGCAAGGAGCGGUCAAGAGGAGAAGCUGAUGGCACUCCUGACCCCUCUCAACGUCAACUGCCACGCCAGCGACGGGAGGAAGUCGACACCAUUGCACCUGGCCGCGGGCUACAAUCGUGUUAAAACCGUCCAACUGCUGCUGCAACACGGAGCGGACGUCCACGCUAAGGACAAGGGAGAUCUGGUCCCACUGCACAACGCCUGCUCCUAUGGACACUACGAGGUCACCAAGCUCCUGGUCAAGCACGGGGCGUGUGUGAACGCCAUGGACCUGUGGCAGUUCACCCCUCUUCAUGAGGCCGCCUCUAAGAACCGUGUGGAGGUGUGUUCUCUGUUGCUGAGCUACGGAGCGGACCCCACAUUCUUGAACUGUCACAAUAAAAGCUCAGUCGAGCUGGCUCCCACCACACAGCUCAAGGAACAGCUGGCAUACGAGUUCAAAGGUCACCUGCUGCUGCGGGCGUCCAGGGAGGCGGACCUGACCCGCGUGAAGAAACACCUGACCGGGGAGACCGUCGCCUUCAGACACCCCUUCACCCAGGAGACGGCGCUGCAUUGCGCGUCGGUGGCCCCCUACCCUAAGAGGAGACAAGUGUGCGAGCUUCUCCUUAGGAAAGGAGCCGACGUCAACGAGAAGACCAAAGACAUGCUGACCCCUCUCCACUUGGCCUCUGAGAAGUCCCACAAUGACGUCAUCGAGCUGCUGGUCAAACACGAGGCCAAGGUGAAUGCGGUGGACUGCCUGGGCCAGACGGCGCUGCACCGAGCCGCCCAGUGCGGCCACCUCCAGACCUGCAGGCUGCUGCUGGGCUCCGGGGGCGACCCCCGGCUGCCCUCCCUGCAGGGCCUGGCCCCCGUUCAGCUGGCCCACCAUGCUGUCAGGGAGCUCCUGCAAGAAGGAGCUCUGAUGGGGAACUCUGACUCCGACCGGCAGCUUCUAGAAGCCUCCAAAUCAGGAGAUGUAGAAACUGUCAAGAGGCUGUGUACUCUGCAGAAUGUGAACUGUCGGGACGUGGAGGGGAGACAGUCCACUCCACUGCACUUUGCCGCGGGCUACAACCGGCUGGCCGUGGUGGAGCUGCUGCUGCAGCACGGAGCCGACGUCCACGCCAAGGACAAGGGAGGCCUGGCCCCCCUGCACAACGCCUGCUCCUACGGCCACCUGGAGGUGGCCCAGCGGCUGGUGCGCCGCGGCGCCGCGGUGGACUCCCCCGACCUCUGGAGGUUCACGCCCCUCCACGAGGCCACCGCCAAGGGGAAGUACGACAUCUGCAAGCUGCUGCUGCAGCACGGAGCGGACCCCAGCAGGAAGAACCGCGACGGGAACAGCCCCCUGGACCUGGUGCGGGAGGGGGACACGGACAUCCAGGACCUGCUGCGGGGGGACGCAGCGCUGCUGGACGCCGCCAAGAAGGGCUGUCUUGGGAGGGUCCGCCGGAUCUGCAGCCCCGCCAACGUCAACUGUAGGGACGCCCAGGGGAGGCACUCCACCCCGCUGCACCUCGCUGCUGGCUACAACAACAUGGAGGUGGCGGAGUUUCUGCUGCAGCAGGGGGCAGAGGUGAACGCUCAGGACCGAGGGGGGCUCAUCCCCCUGCACAACGCUGCCUCCUAUGGGCACGUGGACGUGGCGGCGCUGCUGAUCAAGUACGACGCCUGCGUCAACGCCACGGACAGGUGGUGCUUCACGCCGCUGCACGAGGCUGCCCAGAAGGGGCGCACGCAGCUCUGCGCCCUCCUAUUGGUCCACGGCGCAGACCCCGCCCUCCGCAACCAGGAAGGUCACUCCCCGUUGGACCUCGUCCAGGUGGAUGAUGUGCGGGCUCUGCUCACUGCAGCCAUGCCCCCCUCCUCGGCCCCGGGGGGCUUCAAACACGAGCUCAUCAGCCUCCCCGCCCCCAUGCCUUCCCCAACCGCCACCCCCGCCCCGGUUGGACCUCCUGUCGCCGUGGUUCCCUCUCUCCCCUCCUCCAUCACCACCACCAUCACCACCCCCGGCAUCGCCUCCGCCUCCAUCUCCUGCCCCACUCCUCUGCUUCCCCUACCGUCCACCUCCUCCUCCGACACCCCAGGGGGCGCACACGGGCCAGAUGCUCCCAUGGCCGCCAGCGUUGUCACGGCAACGGCCUCGCCGGCGGCCGGGUCAGUGGCCUCCUCGUUCCCAGAGAUGACGUCGCUGCUGCUGGGGGAGGAGGGGGGCGCGCUGGGCCCUGAGAAGAGAGAGGCAGGAGACAUCAGUAUCGGUCAGUUCCUCCACAACCUUGGUCUGGAGCACUUGCUGGACAUCUUUGACAGAGAGCAGAUCAGCGUGGACGUGCUGGUGGAGAUGGGUCACAGGGAGCUGAAAGAGAUCGGGAUCAACGCCUACGGACACAGACACAAGAUCAUCAAAGGAGUGGAGAGGAUCGUGAGCGGCCCACAGAGUCUUAACCCCUACCUGACGCUGAACACGGCCAACAGCGGGACAGUCCUGAUCGAUCUGGCAUCAGAUGACGAGGAGUUCCAGUCUGUGGAGGCGGAGAUGCAGAGCACAGUCAGGGAGCACAGAGACGGAGGACAUGCUGGAGGGCUCUUCCAGAGAUACACCAUCGUCAAAAUCCAGAAGGUUUGCAACAAGAAGCUGUGGGAGCGAUUCACCCACCGCAGGAAGGAGGUGUCGGAGGAAAACCACAACCACUCCAACGAACGCAUGCUCUUCCACGGUUCUCCGUUUGUCAACGCCAUCAUCCACAAGGGCUUUGACGAGCGCCACGCCUACAUCGGGGGCAUGUUCGGCGCCGGGAUCUACUUCGCAGAGAACUCGUCCAAGAGCAACCAGUAUGUGUACGGUAUUGGAGGCGGAACGGGCUGCCCCCUGCAUAAAGACAGGUCCUGCUACAUCUGCCAAAGGCAUCUGUUGUUCUGCAGGGUGACUCUGGGAAAGUCCUUCCUCCAGUUCAGUGCCAUGAAAAUGGCCCACUCUCCGCCAGGACAUCAUUCUGUUACGGGGCGUCCCAGCGUAAACGGCCUGGCUUUGGCGGAGUACGUCAUCUACAGAGGCGAGCAGGCCUACCCCGAGUACCUGAUCACAUAUCAGAUCACGAAACCCGACACACCUGCAGACGGAUGACGGACGAGACCAAACAGGAAGUAGGAAGAGAACGGGAGGCGGGAGGACAGGAAAGGGAAGUAAAGAAGAACAACGCGGAACCGCGGCUUCACUAACUGCAUGCGUACAAACAUGAAACCUUUAUUUAUACAAUGUAUAAAACAUUUGAGGUUUGUUACCAAUGGGCGAUGUGAAAUCCGUAUCUUUAUAAUGUCUACUUGUUUCUAUCUACUUAUUUAUAUUUAUAUUUAUUUAUCGCGUGAGUGGCUAAUGGGUGUUUAAUGGAUGCUCACAGCAGGCUGGGUUAUUUUCAGCAGCUCCACGGGUUGACUUGUGCUGAGACACAAAAAGGGCUGUGUUGUGAAAGCACUGUGCUACUGCUGUCCUGUGUGGUUUACUUAAUCAAGUGUACAUAGUUAUUGUACGUAACUCGUGAACGCAAGACAUUCCAACGACGUGUUUUGAUUUGACGUUAUCGCGUUGUUUCUGUUGUGGUUUCUAUCACGUGUAUUUUUUUUUAUAACGAUAAAUACUUGGGGGGGGAAAAAGGACAAAUUCUCUUUAAGAGGACUAGUUGCUCAGUUUGACCAACGAUUGCAUAAAAAUAAUGGUUUCUAGAGAAUUCUCGGCUUUUGUUCCUUAUUUAUUGAACUAUCCUUUCUUUGUACUUGCAUGGUGCUCUCUCAGUAUUUGUAAGGAGAAUGUGUCCAUCAGAUAAUUGUUUUUGUACAACGUUGGUGACUUGGUAAAGCCGAUGGCUGUUUACAUGAUUUGCCUGAGCAAGACAUUAUUAGUAAUAGGAUGCCGCUCCGAUAGCCUCUUGACGUAGCAGGAUAGCCUACGCCUAUUAAUAUAAUUGAUAAGCGUAUUACUUAUAUGCUCUGCCUCCAGCCUCAGUUUGCUCUCUGCCCAACAUUAAGGUCCAAUUAAAAUCCUUGCUGGUGAAGCACCCAUAUUUAUUUGCCGGUAAGAUGUUUUUAAAUGAGUGCUGUAUGUAUCUAUCUAUCUACAUGUAUAUAGAUAUACAAUGCAAAAUGAAAAGGAAUGUAGCAUCAUUAAACUACUCUGAUUGGGUUUGAGACGGGUCUGGUGCUGUGGUGUGUCGGUUGAAAUGACUACUCCAAUGCAUGGUACAGUGUGUGUUUGGUUUGCAGUGCAUUGUGGUAUAUUGUGUUGUUUCAGUGGCGCCUAAAGGGGCCUGGAAGGGUCUAAAGGUGGUCUAACUUUGUUUUGAUAUGAUCAAUACGGUGUCAAAGACGGGGUUGCCAGAUCUAACAAGAAAGCUAUGCCACACCUCAAAAUAUGCUCAAACUACAGGUCAUGUGUGUGCCUUAUUCUGUGUCCUGAUUUAAAUGUUCGAGAAUAAGCAGUUUCUGUAAACGUAACUAAUUCAAACUAAAUGAAGUCUAAUAUGAGUUAAUGGGAAAGGACCAUACUGUCAGGUUCUAAGAUCGAGCACUAACCCUUAAGGAUAAUGCUUGAUUUUGUUUUUCGAGAGAUGUGUAUUCUGUUUCUUGUCAAAUCUGGCAACACUACCUUUAGUGAAGGCAAACUACGAAUCAGAAUAUGGCUGGAGUCCAACCCUUGUUGAACCUCUGCUGUGCAGAUCAGCAGGAAACUCUUGGUUGGAUUAACUUGAGGUAUAUUCAAUGUUAAUAAUUUAACUAUGUUACAAAACGGAAAGUUACAUGGAAGGGAUUGUAUUUAUGUGUAAUUGAAUAAGAUCAACAUAUUUGAGAUAUUUUCUUUUAUUAUUUCAUAUUUCAUAACCUAUUCCCUCAGACUUCAGGUCAGAAGACAAUCCCAGGACUACGAAGGUAGCCCAUGUGUAAUUUAAAGCAGAGUGUAUGCACAUGUACCACUUCUAUUCAGCUAACAACAUACCCAUUAUAUUUGGUGAUGCACCAGAGUUUAAAGGACCAAAUCUAUGAAUGAAUAUAAAUGCAAUGUACCUGAAUUGUACAGGGCUGUUGUCAUUUGAAAUAAACACAUGUCUCUGUAUCUCCUACAGAUGGUUGUUUUCCGACUCUUGUUCUUGCGUUUUCCGAGUCUGCUCGGAUAACGAUGGUUAUCGAUGCUGGUUAUACUUCAGCAUCCAC
Messenger RNA from Gadus chalcogrammus (walleye pollock), 6975 nucleotides. RefSeq names its product poly [ADP-ribose] polymerase tankyrase-2-like. Gene Ontology annotation, molecular function: protein binding; NAD+ poly-ADP-ribosyltransferase activity. The record is from RefSeq and is a predicted model, not a curated record. The transcript is spliced from 29 exons. The coding region runs from base 1094 to 4897 and encodes 1267 amino acids. NCBI's taxonomy places the organism in Eukaryota, Metazoa, Chordata, Actinopteri, Gadiformes, Gadidae.